Molecule: messenger RNA, 2425 nt
Organism: Saccostrea cuccullata (small rock oyster)
Lineage: Eukaryota; Metazoa; Mollusca; Bivalvia; Ostreida; Ostreidae
Product: multiple epidermal growth factor-like domains protein 10
Exons: 12
Coding region: 1-1941 (646 amino acids)
Molecular function (GO): scavenger receptor activity
Source: RefSeq, a predicted model, not a curated record
AUGAAGAAAAACUCCUUGUUCCUCAACGUUUAUGAGAAGAGGGAUUGUCGGUUCUAUGAAGAAAAUAUUGCAUUAAGCAAGACAGCCUGGCUGCAGUAUCCGUAUGUUAACCAGCAAUGGGGAGCAGAUAAAGCUGUAGACGGGAGAUUUACAGAUCGGUCACCUGCUGGAGGACAAUGUACGAUUUCUGGCAAUGUAAAAACAACUGCCACCUUGUGGGUGGAUCUAGGAGGCCUAAGAAGCAUACAUCACGUCAAUUUCUUCUACAGGACAGACAAUAUCAUUUGGGGCUCGUCCAAUCCUUACACAUCACGAGUUCUUGGAUUCUCAGUCUACAUAUCGAACACAACUAAAAAAGAUGAAUGGUUCUUAUGUUUCAAGGAUACAAAUUACACACGAGAUACAGUACCAGAAAAUGUUACAUUAGAUUGUGUAAAGCAUGGGAGAUACGUGAUCUACUACAAUGAGAGACUGCCAGGAGUUAUCUAUCCUGAGGGAUAUUCAGCGUACGCUUUCAGCGAACUAUGUGAACUUCAAGUUUAUGUGUGCCCAACGGCGGGAUAUUAUGGAGAAAACUGUACUAUAACAUGCCCACAAAAUUGCAAGAAAGGACAUUGUAACAUUGAGGAUGGGACAUGUCUUAGAUGUGUUCCCGGGUACAAAGAACCACGAUGUGAGGAAGAAUGUGAUAAUACUAGAUACGGACCUGAAUGUAACAUGACCUGUGGUAACUGUAGCAACGUACAACAAUGCAACCACGUGAAUGGCAGUUGUCCUAACGGAUGUGACGUUGGUGUCCAAGGGAAUAAAUGUGAUCAAGAAUGUCCUCAAGGAAGACAUGGAAAAAACUGUGUUGAGCUCUGUAACCCAAACUGUAAAGGAGUCUGUAACAGAUUUACUGGUGUCUGUGAGUUUGGGUGUAACGAUGGAUGGAAGGGGGUAUUCUGUGAGAAUGAAUGUGAUGGCCGAACAUACGGAGAAGACUGCGGUGUGUCUUGUGGUUCAUGUUUGAAUAUAGAACAAUGUCAACACGUUAAUGGUACUUGUUUUAAAGGAUGUGACAGAGGAUUUCAGGGAGAGAGAUGUACUAGCGAAUGUCUAAUCGGACGUUAUGGCUACAACUGCCAGGACGUGUGUAGCAUUAACUGUGGAAUCCCUAGUAGAUGUAACAGAGUAACAGGGGAAUGUCAAGGUGGAUGUCAGGCUGGCUGGAAAGGGAUGAAGUGUGACCAAAAAUGUGACAUUGGUUCAUUUGGACAAAACUGUGCUCAGUCAUGCGGAGUUUGUCUUCAUAAAGAACAAUGUCAUCACAUAAACGGGACAUGCUUGAAUGGCUGCCAUAGAGGUUACCAAGGAGAUGCCUGUACUCGGGAAUGCGCCUGGGGUUUUUAUGGUUACAAUUGUAAUGAAACGUGCAGCUCAGUUUUUUUUAACAACACGUGCAACGCCAUGACAGGAGCUUGUCCACUUGUGUCUGCUCCAGAUCCGCCAGAAACAAACACCGCCCCUAUCACAGGAAUUGUUGUGGCAGUCAUUGUUGUAAUCCUUGCUGUUGGCAUUCUAUUUUUUGUUUUCAGAAGAAAAAGGACAAGUAGCACAAGCAAAGAACAAAAUCAUUUAGAGAGGCGAGGUGAACAUUUGUCAGUGGGAAAUACGACACCUAAUAAGGAUAUCCAUGAAAAGAUAAAGGAGAAUGGGUUGAACCAAGCACUGGGACCCAGGACAAAAAUAUCUGACAAUGGUGAAUAUCAAGAAUUGGGACCAAAGACAGAAAUAUCUGACAAUGGUGGAUAUCAAGAAUUAGCACCCAGGAAAGAGGUGUCUGAUAAUGGUGACUAUCAGGAACUCGGUCCACGGAUAGAUACCUAUGCUAAAUCUAAUGACAACACUGGAUACCUAGAAAUUGGUCAAAUAGGUCAAACCUCUCCUUAUGAAAACUAACAUUUAUCUGGAUCUGAGAAAUUAGAAACCAUCAUUUUAGGGGUUUAAUUGAAUUUUAUAUAUUACAAACCAUUCAUUCUUGCACAGUAGAAUUUAGAAUUAGUGAAGCAUACUUCGAAGUGUGAAUUUCUAAUCGAUACUACUCUUCGUAAUGCGUAUAUUUUUUUCAAAGAGAUACAGUGAUUGAAAUGACAAGAAAACUGUCUUGAAGGGAGACUGUUAUUGUACAGUUAUGUCAAGUUUCAGGAUAAUUGAUGGGUGCUUUAAAAUCUACACAAGUGCAUUUGUUUGUUUGUCUUUUAUAUCAUUCAAUACACUUCCUGUUCUAUAUUUUUAUAAGAUCAGCAUGACUAAUGAAUAAAAAGUUUUUUUAAUGAUUGCGUCUGUCUUGAAAAUACGAUAUUCAAUAUUUUGAGGUUCAAUGUAGAGGGUUUUUUUUUCAGGAAUGGAAUAAAAAUAUUAGGUAUUUUCAUGAAUGCAAAGC